AUGCCGCCGCCGCUCUACCGCUGCCACAACACCACCUCGGUGGAGAAGGGCAACUCGGCGACGAUGGGCGGGGUGCUCUUCAGCGCCGGCCUCCUGGGCAACCUGCUGGCCCUGGGGCUGCUGGCGCGCUCGGGGCUGGGGUCGUGCCCGCCGCGCCCGCCGCCCUCGGUCUUCUACGUGCUGGUGUGCGGCCUGACGGUCACAGACUUGCUGGGCAAAUCCCUCGUGAGCCCCUUCGUGCUGGCCGCCUACGCGCAGAACAGGAGCCUGUGGGGACUGGCGCCCGCGUCGGGCAGCUCGCUGUGCCAAGCCUUCGCCUUCUUCAUGUCCUUCUUUGGGCUCGCCUCGACGUUGCAGCUCCUGGCCAUGGCCCUGGAGUGCUGGCUGUCCUUGGGGCACCCCUUUUUCUACCGACGGCACUUCACCCUGCGCCGCGGCGCGCUCGUGGCGCCGGUCGUGGGCGCCUUCUGCCUGGCUUUCUGCGCGCUGCCCCUAGCGGGCUUCGGGAAGUUCGUGCAGUACUGUCCCGGCACCUGGUGCUUCAUCCAGAUGGUGCACGAGGAGCGCUCGUUGUCGGUGCUGGGCUACUCAGUGCUCUACGCCAGCCUCAUGGCGCUGCCGGUCCUCGCCAUCGUGCUGUGCAACUUGAGCGCCAUGCGCAACCUCUACGCGAUGCACCUGCGGCUCCGGCGGCACCCGCGCUCCGGCACUCGCGACCGCGCCGAGCCGGGCGCCGACGAGAGGGAGGCGGCCGCGCAGCCCCUGGAGGAGCUGGACCAUCUGCUGCUGCUGGCCCUCAUGACCGUGCUCUUCACCAUGUGCUCCCUGCCUUUAAUAUAUCGCGCUUACUAUGGAGCAUUUAAAACUGUCCAUGAGAAAGAUGGAACCUCUGAAGAAAUGGAAGACCUCCGAGCCUUGCGUUUUCUAUCUGUAAUCUCCAUUGUGGACCCUUGGAUUUUCAUAAUUUUCAGAACACCAGUAUUUCGGAUGUUUUUUCACAAGAUUUUCAUAAGGCCUCUUAUGUACAGAAAUUGGCCCAGCAAUUCCUGUCAAACUAACAUGGAGUCCAGUCUGUGA
Molecule: messenger RNA, 1077 nt
Organism: Odobenus rosmarus divergens (Pacific walrus)
Lineage: Eukaryota; Metazoa; Chordata; Mammalia; Carnivora; Odobenidae
Gene: PTGDR
Product: prostaglandin D2 receptor (DP)
Exons: 2
Coding region: 1-1077 (358 amino acids)
Biological process (GO): G protein-coupled receptor signaling pathway; positive regulation of cytosolic calcium ion concentration; inflammatory response
Cellular component (GO): plasma membrane
Molecular function (GO): prostaglandin D receptor activity
Source: RefSeq, a predicted model, not a curated record